Messenger RNA from Fulmarus glacialis (Northern fulmar), 353 nucleotides. RefSeq names its product ribosomal protein L23a (gene RPL23A). Gene Ontology annotation, molecular function: rRNA binding; structural constituent of ribosome. The record is from RefSeq and is a predicted model, not a curated record. Gene Ontology annotation, cellular component: cytosolic large ribosomal subunit; ribosome. Gene Ontology annotation, biological process: ribosomal large subunit assembly; translation. The transcript is spliced from 5 exons. The annotation marks the transcript as partial. Lineage: Eukaryota; Metazoa; Chordata; Aves; Procellariiformes; Procellariidae.
CUGUGCCUCCGAAGACAGAAGCAAAGGCUAAGGCGCUGAAGGCCAAGAAGGCCGUCCUGAAGGCCCGGAAAAGCGCCCCACGGAGAAACAAGCUGGACCAUUAUGCUAUUAUCAAGUUCCCUUUGACCACAGAGUCGGCAAUGAAGAAGAUAGAGGAUAACAAUACUCUGGUUUUCAUCGUCGAUGUCAAGGCAAACAAGCACCAGAUCAAACAGGCUGUCAAGAAGCUGUAUGAUAUCGAUGUGGCCAAGGUCAACACAUUGAUUAGGCCUGAUGGGGAGAAGAAGGCUUAUGUCCGACUGGCUCCAGAUUACGAUGCGCUGGAUGUAGCCAACAAGAUUGGAAUCAUCUAA